ACGGAUUAUGAUGACAGCAACCCCUGGUGGCAAGUUGAUUUACAGGCCACAUAUAAUAUUACCAGUGUUACCAUUGCUAACAGAUUCGAUUCUAAGGAAGAAUGUGAUGGAGUAACUAUUGGUCGAUGGGUUAAAAUUACAAAACCUACAGAAUUGUUAAUUCUAUGUGAAGUUGAAGUCACGGGAACACUAAUUUAA
This is a messenger RNA of Patella vulgata (common limpet), 198 nucleotides long. Its product is annotated as fucolectin-6-like. The annotation marks the transcript as partial. The record is from RefSeq and is a predicted model, not a curated record. Lineage: Eukaryota; Metazoa; Mollusca; Gastropoda; Patellidae. The transcript is spliced from 2 exons.